CCAGUCCUUUAUUUUCAACUCCCGAGAGAAGCUGGAGUCUGACGACACAGUCUGUUGUCUUCAGAUUUAGGCCAAAGCAUCACUGUUAAACUAAUCAAUUCCUUAGCAGCGCCACCGCUAUUUGGUUAGGAGAGACACCGCUUUCCCUAAGGGAGUAGCUUGGAAGGGAGAUUAAAGAGGAGUAGGAGCAGCAAACCACCACCAAAGUUUCCUUCAAGAAUCUCUUCUUCCUCCUACUCAGCCUUUCUCUUUCUCCAUCUCCACCCGAGCAGAAGCUCCGCUCUACUCUGCACAGUCUCUGAAUCAUCCCGGCAACGGCGACGGCGAGAGACUCCGGGUUUGAUUGAUUCGCUAUCCCUGCAUUGGUAGCGGACAAGAGAGCUGCUCGUGGAGCUUCUUCGCUUGGGAUUCUCCGAGCCGGCUUUGAUUUGGGCGCUUGGCUUGACUGUAGAUUCCAGGUUCAAGCCGUCCAGUUGUCUACUUGGUGGGCAACACCAUCUGUAGGUGGUGAAAGCAUGAGGCUAUGGUUUCUUCUUCUUAUUGCUUGCAUGCCUGCACUGAUCCUGUCGGAAGAUUACUCCGAUGUAACUGUCAUCGUAAGGGGCUCCGACACGAUUGCUGCAACCAGCGAUGAGUUCAUUUGCGCGACCGUUGAUUGGUGGCCUCCGGAGAAGUGCAACUAUGAUCAGUGCCCAUGGGGGAAGGCUUCUGUCUUAAAUAUGGACUUGACUCAUCCUUUGCUAGCUAAAGCCAUCCAAGCAUUUAGCCCACUGCGUAUCAGAGUCGGUGGCUCCUUACAAGACCAAGUAGUAUAUGGCACACCAAAUCUAGGAUCUCCAUGCAGACCAUUUACAAAAUCUUCAAGUGGUUUAUUUGGAUUUUCUCAAGGAUGCAUAACCAUGGAAAGAUGGGAUGCUAUGAAUGAUCUAUUUGUCAAUACAGGAGCAGUUAUUACUUUUGGUCUUAAUGCACUUCAAGGGCGAAAGCAGAUACGCAAAGGUGUAUGGGGAGGUGCCUGGAAUUCAAGCAAUGCUCAGGAGUUCAUGGAAUACACUGUUUCAAUGAACUAUCCUAUUGAUUCAUGGGAAUUCGGUAAUGAAUUGAGUGGAAGUGGAAUUGGUGCAAGCGUAGGAGCUGAACAAUACGGAAAGGACAUGGUUGAACUUCAAAACAUCGUCAAUCAGUUAUAUGGAAACUCUUGGAAACCAUUGGUGCUAGCCCCGGGAGGAUUCUAUGAUAGACAAUGGUUUGCUCAGCUUCUUGAUGUCUCUGGGCCAAAUGUUCUCCAAGGAAUGACUCAUCAUAUUUACAAUCUUGGUGCUGGUAAUGAUCCACGUGUCGCCAAUAGAAUCUUGGAUCCGCAGUAUUUAAACAAGGUUUCUGACACGUUCAGAGAUCUCCAGCUCACGAUACAACGGCAUGGACCAUGGUCGGCUCCGUGGGUUGGGGAAGCUGGCGGAGCGUAUAACAGCGGCAGCCGUACCGUCUCGAAUACGUUCCUGAAUAGCUUCUGGUAUCUUGAUCAACUUGGUCAGUCAGCAAAGUAUGACACCAAGGUCUACUGCAGACAGACCUUGAUUGGAGGCAACUAUGGACUUCUUGACACUGACACUUUUGUGCCGAACCCUGAUUACUACAGUGCCUUGCUUUGGCAUCGACUAAUGGGGAAUGGAGUUCUCUCCAUAGACUUGGGUGGGUCUUCAUACUUGCGCGCAUAUGCGCAUUGCGGAAAGCAGAAGGGCGGUGUCGCUCUACUCUUGAUCAAUCUGAGCCGAAACAUGGGAUCCAUGGUCUCGGUCAGGAACGACCUUAAUGUCGGCCUCGCACAAGGGCAGGGGAUAACGAGGGACAGCUCCCUUGUUCGUGGCAUUAAGAGGACGGUCUCCUGGGUGGGGAGCAAAGCUUCCGACGGGAUGCAGAAGAGGGAAGAGUACCACCUGACGGCGCAGGACGGUAACCCUCUUGCACGCACCAUGCUGCUUAAUGGAGCUCCUCUGGAGCUCACUGAAGAUGGUGAUAUCCCUCCGCUGUACCCGGUGCAAGUUUCAGUCAGCUCGCCGAUCUAUGUCGCUCCGCUCUCCAUUGCCUUCGUUGUCUUCCCAGAUUUUGAGGCCGAUGCUUGCCAGCAAUGAUCAGCCGUAGUUUUUACUUGUUAGAUAGGAUACCAUGUGAGGUUUUCAGCUAUGACAAAAUAGCUCUUCUCAACUAUACGAAAAAUAUAAUGCUUUGUGUUGAUGUUCUGCCCCAAUUGGGCCAUCAUUGUUUUUUCUUCCACAA
Messenger RNA from Lolium rigidum, 2277 nucleotides. Its product is annotated as heparanase-like protein 1. The transcript has 10 exons. Bases 516 to 2132 code for a protein of 538 amino acids. Gene Ontology annotation, molecular function: beta-glucuronidase activity. The record is from RefSeq and is a predicted model, not a curated record. Gene Ontology annotation, cellular component: membrane; plant-type cell wall. NCBI's taxonomy places the organism in Eukaryota, Viridiplantae, Streptophyta, Magnoliopsida, Poales, Poaceae.